UUACCUUGGUAGCACCAAACAACACAUUUCACUGUCCAAACUCAAAACCUUCUUCUCUCUUCUUCCCCGGCCGAUCACUCUCUCUCUCUCUCUCUCCUCCCCUCUCUCCGACUCUGCGAGACCCGAGCGAUCCGAUUCACACCAUGUUCCGCCGCGCCACUACUUUGCUGGGUCGUCCCCUUCUCGGCGCCAGGUCUCGCCGUUUCUCGACGGAUCUCCCUGCCGCUACGGCCGAAGAUUCCCAGUUCGUUGGGGCAUGGAAGAAGGUCGUUCCUAACUUGGAGCCACCCAAGACUCCACUUGCGUUCAUGACCCCUCGCCCUCCUACUCCCUCUUCGAUCCCAUCCAAGCUCACGGUCAAUUUCGUGCUUCCUUACUCGUCGGAAUUGUCCGCGAAAGAGGUUGACAUGGUCAUAGUACCAGCAACAACUGGGCAAAUGGGUGUUCUUCCUGGACAUGUAGCUACAAUUGCAGAGUUGAAGCCUGGCAUUCUAUCUGUGCAUGAUGGGAAUGAUGUGACCAAGUACUUUGUGAGUAGUGGCUUUGCUUUCGUCCAUGCGAACUCUGUUGCUGAUAUAAUAGCUGUUGAGGCCGUGCCAGUCGAUCAAAUUGAUGCCAGCCUAGUCCAAAAGGGUCUCCAAGAAUUCACUCAGAAGCUGAGCUCUGCCACAACUGAUCUGGAGAAAGCUGAAGCUCAGAUUGGGAUUGAUGUCCAUAGUGCGCUCAACGCUGCCCUUUCAGGUUGAGUUCUGUCAGGCUUUCCUGCGGAAUAGGUUAUUCUCACCUCUGCCAUUUGCCAUUGAUUUUUGUUUUGUGUAUUGAGAAGUCGCUAAUGAACAUUUGAAUCUUGUAUUACCUUGUUGAAAGUGGAAUUUGGUGAAAAUAAUCUUUCAAUA
Messenger RNA from Prosopis cineraria, 896 nucleotides. Its product is annotated as ATP synthase subunit delta', mitochondrial-like. NCBI's taxonomy places the organism in Eukaryota, Viridiplantae, Streptophyta, Magnoliopsida, Fabales, Fabaceae. The coding region runs from base 144 to 746 and encodes 200 amino acids. The record is from RefSeq and is a predicted model, not a curated record. The transcript is spliced from 2 exons. Gene Ontology annotation, biological process: proton motive force-driven ATP synthesis. Gene Ontology annotation, molecular function: proton-transporting ATP synthase activity, rotational mechanism.